Phytomonas sp. EM1 is the source of this 2168-nucleotide messenger RNA. The record is from the annotation of a GenBank genome assembly. NCBI's taxonomy places the organism in Eukaryota, Euglenozoa, Kinetoplastea, Trypanosomatida, Trypanosomatidae.
GCCAUGGGGAGAGAUGCAAGCUAAGAGUCAUACUUAUUUGAACUAUCCAAUAGCGUCACCUGCAGCGCAAGGGUUUAUGUUGUGUCUCUGAUUGAAGAAGUAAAAAAAAAAGUAAAGUUGGCUGCAUGGAAAUGACGAUGACCUUCAAGGCAGAGCAAUGAAGUUUUAAAGGGAAAAUAGUGGUGUUUUUUUCUCCUAUCGUUAUAUUGUCUUAGAAUGCUUGUAAUGCAGUUCAACUUAAUCAAUCUUCUGUUUACAAUGAUUGGAUAACUUCUUAUGCCCUUUCAUUCUUCAUUUUAUUUCUUUAUGCGAUUGUUUUCUUUCUUUACUGCAUACUCGCCCAUCGUUUACACUAUACAAGCGUGUGAGAGCGGUGCAUCGUUAUCUUUCUUCUCAUCUCUUCACGAACGAUAUUAAAAGUAAGCGAGGACUCAAUUAGGCGUAAGUGAAUCAACCCGAGAGAAGCGACUAAGCGACAGGUACCUCGUAAAAACGAUUUCAUGGCUCGUGGGUACAGUGUUAAUCGCAGCAGAAGCAAAAGGCCUACAUUACGCCUUAAGCGAGAGCGCUCCGUCUCCAUUCAGAAGCUACGACACGAGCUGCAACAACGUGGUGAUUCGAAAGCCGAUGGGCAGUCUAGCAAGCAACAGGAAGGGGCGCGCGCCGAAAUCGCGGAUAUGAGCGAUAGGCAAGAAAAGGAGAAGCCCUCUACCGGUCUCACAUCACGCGGCCAGACUCCUCGCGUCCUCAAACGUCGGAAAGUGGAAGGAGGGGAGGAUGCGGAUCGCCUGCAGCGGCUGCGCUCCGCAUCGGCCGCGUCUUCACAUCUUCGGGCGCGCCUUGCCGUUUUGGAGGCGGAUUUGGAGGAAGAUAUGGAGGCGAGUGAGGACGAAAGGGAAACCGUUUACAAGGCGGAAGUUAUGGCCAAGUACAAGGCUGCAGGCCAGGUUGUGGACGAGGUCCUUGACGUCGUCUCUCAGGCGUGUGUGGUGGGUGCUAAUGUCAAGGAGCUGUGCGACCUAGGCGACGCGGAGAUCCUCGCCCGCCUCAAGGGGCUCUUUACGAAGUCGAAGGAUGAACAGGGGAAGAAAAUCGCCAAGGGUAUUUCCUACCCAACCAAUAUAUCCAUAGAUGAUGUCUUGUGCAAUUACUCGCCAUUUCGCGCCGAAGAGGCCGCUCUGUUGCGUGGUGCGCAGGUUGUGAAGAUCCACCUUGGUUGCCAUAUUGACGGCUAUCCUGCCAGUGCGGCCCGGACAGUUGUGGUGCCCUAUGACCGCGAGGCCUCCGCCCAAUUCCUCAACGAAGAGGAAGGGGAAAAAACCAAAAAGGCUGUCAAGUCGCGCACCAAAAACGGUGAGGCAACGGACCAUGCUCAGGAAAGCCGUGGGCUGCUCAAUCAUGCCGCAAGCCAGGCUAUUGAGGCCGCCCGUGUGGCGCUUCUCGGUCUCACCCAUCUUCUCCGCCCGGAUGCCCUCAACGCCGACCUCACCGAUUUCAUAGCGAGCGUCGGUGGGCACUACGGCGUCGAGGCCGUGGAGGGGGUUCUGUCGAACCGAACGAAGCGCUGGGUGCUGGAUGGCAUGGACUGCAUCAUCAACCGACGCAUUGUUUCGACCACCCCACAGCAGGACGUGGCGGACUGUCGAGUUCAGCCCUACCAGGUGUGGACCUUGGAUGUCGCCUUCACCAAUAACAACACCUACCGCCUGACGCCAACUCUCGAUGCGCCGUCGAUCUUCCGUCGGACCCCCGAAGACUUCCUGUGCGAUGCCCAUGUGAAGCAUGCCAAUCAUGUUUUGCAAGAAAUUAACAAUCAUCACUUUUGCUUCCCCUUCCACUUCAAAUCCAUGGCGGAGCCUUUGAAGGCAAAAAUGGGGAUCAACGUGUUGGUCCGGCAUGGUGCCGUCGACCCACUCCCGUGCUUGCGGGCGAAAGGGGGGCGCUGCAUCACGGCGCGCUUUUCCGCGACGGUUGCGGUGACGAAAAAGCGAAUAACGGUGCUGUGUGGAUUGCCGCCGGCGCAAUCACCUCUUUUGAGUGAUCCGGCGCUGCGCCCGAAGGAGAUGACAGCCGCGAUGGCAAGGAUUCUUUCGUCGUCGAUGGUGCUUGCGCACGGUUUGGGCGAGGCUAAUAAUAAAGGUGAUAAUGUAGCAGAGAGUGAGGUGUGA